Molecule: messenger RNA, 9431 nt
Organism: Cataglyphis hispanica
Lineage: Eukaryota; Metazoa; Arthropoda; Insecta; Hymenoptera; Formicidae
Gene: lap
Product: phosphatidylinositol-binding clathrin assembly protein LAP
Exons: 19
Coding region: 627-3512 (961 amino acids)
Biological process (GO): clathrin coat assembly; clathrin-dependent endocytosis; synaptic vesicle budding from presynaptic endocytic zone membrane
Cellular component (GO): synaptic vesicle; extrinsic component of presynaptic endocytic zone membrane; clathrin-coated vesicle
Molecular function (GO): clathrin heavy chain binding; phosphatidylinositol-4,5-bisphosphate binding; 1-phosphatidylinositol binding
Source: RefSeq, a predicted model, not a curated record
AUAGAAGCAGCCUGCUGUCGCCGUCAGGUCAGCCGCCGACGUUACACCGUCCAGCUGAGCCGUUGCCGAAGCUAAGCGCGAGCUGCCUGGCUCCGCUGCUGGUGAACGCGGAGAAAUCGCGGCGGGCUAUUGUUCGCGUCGCGCGAACGGCCGAACCGGCUAAGAAGAAGGAGGAGGUGGUGGCGGCGGACGAGGAAAGGGGAGGAGGAGAGGUACCGAAGAAGCACUGCGGCGGGCGAAAAGUAUAAUAUCGAGACCGUGUGUGAGAGAGACGUUGCGGGCGCCUUCGCGCGGUUAGCGCCUGCUCCUGGUCUCUCGGCCCUCGGUUUACGAGUGUGUCGUGUCAUACGGUGUGCGGUGAAGUUAGUUGCAAGUGCCGAAAAUCCAUCCGUCCGCGUCGCGCCGAAGAGGGCCGACUUCACCCCGUUUCUCUCGCUCCAUCGUCAAGAUUUCUUGCGUCGCCCUCACUCUCGCGCGUCACUUCUCAUCCUCCCUAUAUACGAGGGGAGGCAAUUCCAUCGCGCCGGAUAAAUUGCCGAAUUCGCAUACGUGAAUUACUGUUGUUGAGACUGUUGCUGAUUGUUGCUGAUUGUUGCUGAUAUUACUGUGUGUGACAGCGGGACAGUAUGGCGGGACAGACGAUCAACGACAGGCUGCUGGCUGCGAGGCACAGCAUCGCUGGCCAGGGCCUCGCCAAGUCUGUUUGCAAAGCCACCACGGAGGAGAUGAUCGGACCUAAAAAGAAGCAUCUUGACUAUUUAAUCCAUUGCACGAAUGAGCCGAACGUCUCCAUACCGCAGCUCGCUAAUCUCCUGAUAGAACGCUCGCAGAACACAAACUGGACGGUGGUCUUCAAAGCUCUGAUCACCGUGCAUCACAUGAUGUGUUACGGCAAUGAGAGGUUCACACAGUAUCUCGCCUCCAGCAAUAGCACGUUUCAGCUUAGCAAUUUUCUCGACAAGAGCGGCGUACAAGCAGGAAUACGCGUGGGAUAUGACAUGUCGCCGUUCAUCAGGCGAUACGCCAAGUAUCUCAACGAGAAGGCCCUCUCCUACAGGACAGUAGCGUUUGACUUCUGCAAAGUAAAGCGGGGGAAGGAGGACGGUACUUUACGCACAAUGAACGCCGAGAAACUCCUGAAAACUUUGCCGGUACUGCAGUCCCAACUCGACGCGCUACUGGAAUUCGAUUGCACGGCUAACGACCUCACGAAUGGCGUCAUAAACAUGGCCUUCAUGCUCCUCUUUCGAGAUCUUAUCCGGUUAUUCGCCUGUUAUAAUGACGGCAUCAUUAAUCUGUUAGAAAAAUAUUUUGACAUGAACAAGAAACAAUGUCGGGACGCUUUAGAUCUCUACAAAAAGUUCCUCAUACGUAUGGAUAGGGUCGGAGAAUUUCUGAAAGUUGCGGAAAACGUCGGCAUCGAUAAAGGUGACAUACCAGAUCUAACGAAGGCACCGAGUAGUUUAUUGGACGCCUUAGAGCAACAUCUUGCUUCUUUGGAAGGAAAGAAGGGUUCCGCCGCGAACACGCCGACGCAAUCAGCAAGCAGCAAUAGAACCAAUGUAAAGUCGGGAGUGUCCGCCCUGUCUUCCACCAGUAACGCGUUCGGAACAGUAGCCAGCAAUGCGCGACUCGACCAAACCGGGAACGGCCAUAUCGACGAGGCACUGCGACAGCAAGCACUUGCAGAAGAGGAAGCCGCCAUGAAUCAAUACAAGGCAAAAGUACAAUCGCCAUCGAGUACUAGCACAAAUCCUUUCCUCAGUUCACCAACCAAUAAUGCCAAUCAACCUAUCGUGGAUUUGUUUGGUACAGCAAUGUCCGAAAAUCAGCAACAAGUUUCGCAAAAGGCGUCGGAUGAUCUGCUGCAACUGGCGGGAAAUCCGUUUGCGAACAUGUUCGGGGCGCCGCAACCGGCCGCACCGGGCACGCAAUCUGCCAGUCAGAACAACAUGUGGAUGAGCAACGGUACUGGUUUCGCGCCAGCUGUGCCACCAGCAAAUAAUAACUUUGUUACAGAUAACAACUUUUCCUCCGUAUUCGGAAAUCAGGAUCAGCAAUCUACUGGCGUCCCAGGAACGGCCGCGUCCGUACCUAAUCCCUUCAUGUCCGAUUUCCCGUCCCUCGGUACCGCCGGCAGUCAACAGACGGCGACAAACGCGGGCGCCUUCGGGUUCUUCGAUCAAAACGCCGGCGGUGUUGUUGGCGGCAAUGCGAUGAAUGAAUCAGCACAUGCAGGAACAACAACAACAACAGCGCCAGGCGGAGACCUCUUCAGUGCCGGUCAGGCGGAUCUCUUCGCGGGGGGCGACGGGUCCGCCGCGAUGCUGAAAACUGCUACAAAUAGCGACGGGGACGCCGCGGCGGCCGAGGUGGUAGCGUCGACGGCGCCUUCAACCGUCGGCAAGAUAUCCUCUACUGCCACGCCGCCACCUAGACCACCGCCACCCGCGACUGCCGUUGCUGCUGCAAACGUUGGUGAUGUACCGCGUGCACUAUCUCCGACCAUUAGCGGUGUCGGCGGAGUGUCACAUGGUAGACCAGCGGCAGCGACGGCGGCGGCCCCAGGCCCCCCCGCUAACAAGAGCGCAUUCGACGAUCUCAACGACAGCAUUCGCAUGGCACUGGGCGGGUCUCCGUCGCGUCCAGCGCCGAUGAUCCAGCAGCAAGCUGCGAUGACCGCCCAGCAGCAACCGCUGCAACAACAAAUGCCGCCGGCGGGUGCCGGUAUAUUCAGCGGUAUGAACGACGCCGCCGGGCAACAAUCCAUGAUGGCCGGCGCGCCGAUGGUCGGCUACGGUAUUCCUACCCAAGCCCAAGUCCCCGUGGGGUACGGCUCGCCGGCAAAGCAGCCGAUGUCAGCCGCGGGGCAAACAGUUAGCGCAGCUACCACUGGCAAGGUUUUGACCGGAGACUUAGACAGCAGUCUUGCUAGCCUUGCGCAAAAUUUGACCAUCAAUAAGAGCGGACAACAGCAAGUAAAAGGAAUGCAAUGGAACUCACCGAAGAACGCCGCGAAAAUAGGUGGUUCAGCUGGCGGAUGGUCACCUCAGCCAAUGGCAGCUACCACUGGUGCUGGAUAUCGGCCCAUGCACCCUUUAGGUGAGUGUGAUGCAUGCACACCGGCAUAUGGCAUGUUACCGGCUGUGUUACAGGGCCAAGGAAUGACGCAACUUCUACCUACAACUACCACCACUAUGGGCUUCCCUUCGCAACCUGCGAUGAUGGGUAUGCAAGGUAUGCCGAUGGGCAUGCAGGGUAUGCAGGGCAUGCAGGGUAUGCAGGGUAUGAGGCCGAUGAUGUGUACUAUCCCAGGUGCUUCCGCCGGCGGCGGCGGUAUGAUGGUUGCGGGAGGAGCUGCGCCGAUGAUGGCUAUGCCCGGCGCAAAUCCCAUGAUGACUGGUCCUAAUCUGCAGCAGCAACAACAGCCGCAAUCUCAGCCUCAAGCCGUUGUUGCACCCGCUCAGCCACAAGGCAAUGCAGUUCAACUCGAUCCCUUUGGUGCUCUGUGAAGGGAUUAGGAUUUCAAAUGGAAUUAAGAAGACGGAGCGGAGUUUUGUAAAUAUCAUGUAAUAUGCCUAGAAAGAGAAAAGAAACAAGGAUAAUGUGUCUCGCUUAUUUCCGUUAAGCUUGACCCGAUCACGAUCUUGAAUCAUUGAUUGUCUUGAAUCGUUUCACUGUGAAAUAUGAUCGGCAAAUUGUAUCAUACUUCCUGUAAUAUGCUCACCGAGCAACAUGCAGCACGCAUUACUCCAAUAUAAUGUAUGGUUUUCCGUAAGCAUUGGUUGUGGUUAAAAAUAUGUCGUUUAAACGAAUAUCUAUCUCUCUUCUGGAGGAGUCAACAAAGAGCGAUCGAAUCUGAAUUUCUUAACUUCAACCAAUGUUUGUGGGACACAUAUAAAACACGUAGAGGCGUUUUUUUCGCCUUGUAAAUCCGUAGCAGGGCAUAAAUUAUGUAGCUUAGAUGAAUUAGUUGUUCCGGACGCGAGUUGCGUUUAGAAUGACACGAACGUGCGCGUGUGCGGUGAAUAUCUUCCUGAUGAGGAUGAACUGUGAUAGUAUUGCGCUCGUAUUAGUAAGUGCAACGAGAAGCGCAGUUUUUCUUCAUUGAUACGUCAAGCAAGCCUAUUAUCGAAGAUGCAUUUUCUAAGUUCGAUGAAGAAUUUCCGUAAUUACAUAGCGAUAUUUAGGUAAAGAUUAAUUUUUACGUUUGAAAAAGGAGAGGGGAGAUUGUGUGUAAAUGAUGGUGCGUAAAUUGACAAGAGCGCAUGAUAGAUAAAUAAAUCGAUAAAGAGCACUCCCGGUGGUUCGUCAUGGUUCUAAACGUAAUAUCGCGUUAAAUUAUAUACACACGUAGCUGACGAUUGCACGUAUACCAAUGUUAAUGUUUAAACCGAUAAAAAAAGCGCAAAGCAGGAAAAAUCGAAAUAGAGAUUCGCACAUCAGGCACAUAUAUCCUCGUUGUAAUAUAAUAUAAUAUAAUAUAAUAUCACAGAAUUUUGUGAAUGUAUGGAUAUGUUGUUUCGGGACGGUGCGAAGAAGAGAGAGAUAGAGUUUUGAGGCAUAUUCUUUUUCUGUCGAGAAAAGUAUUAAAUAUUAAAUACGAUAAAAGAUAUACGAUAAUUAUUAUAUAUGUAUAUGUAUAUAUAUAUAUACACACUCAUAUACAUAUAUAUGAAACGAAUAGGUGGACUCAUUAAAUGUUCUUUAUCCGUGUACUGUUCGAGAAUAUCUUAAUUAGAUAAUUAAAUGAAGUAUGUUAAAACGAAUUAAGGUUACGCUCAUACAAAAUAAUCACGAAAUACAACAACGUGGAUGUACGUGGUACUAUUAUGCAGUCAAUAUCCUAUUGCGGUUGUUUCGUUUUGGGAUUUUGUCGGCACACACUCACGAUUCUCGUCAAAUUAUAUAAAUGUCGUCGUAACUGAGGAAAUGAAAAAUCUAUCAAUGUAGCAUGUAUAUUGUAUUUACGUAUAAUCGAUCGAUUAUUUAUCUGCGAUUUUUCUCGCUCGAAUGAACAAAUGGAUCGUGACUAAAACAGGAACGAAUUAGACAAAAAUUUGACGAUAUUUACGCAACAUACGCAUUACUAGUCGAUGAAAGUCUGUUCGAUUUUCGUUAAGGCCUCUCUCUCACACACACACAUACACAUACGUAUAUUACAGGAUAAUACUUUAUGAUAAUGCAUUAUCGGUCGCAAAUAUUUGCCCUCAUUUCUAGAAUCUCCUCUAAUAUCUUUUUUUCGUAUUUUCUUAUUCAUUUAUCAUUAAUUCUGCAUUGAGGACUAACACAAGACUGAUUCUUCCAAUGUCGAUUAAUUCUAGAUUGACUAAUCUUCCCCAUUUUGUUUCUAGAUCACAAUAUUCUAUUAAUACAAAUAGUAAUGAACAAUUCAGAUUACAAUUAAUGUUACAAAUAAUGUUAACCGACAUUAGCGGAAUCGGUCAAUUAUCGAGAGAGACUUUGGCUGGCGCGUUGUAGGUAUUGAAUUUUUCGCCGCGAAUCUUUUCUAUCAUUGUUCUUUUUAAAGGUAACACAUUAUUGAAUGUGUGAAUCUUUCUCAUUCUUCUCAUCUCGAUAUUUUUAUUUUUGCUGCGCGUACAUAUAUACUUGAUAAGCAUAAAUAUAGAUGUACAUAUAUACACAGAUAUAGAUGAAAAAAAUUUUUCCGUGUUGUCUCGAAGGGAACGAUAUAUAUUAUGUAUAUCUACAAAACCGAUUUUUUUUGUGCGAUGAGAAAAAAUUUAAUGAAACAUCAUUUCGGGCGGAUGCAGAUGCGAGGCGGAGGAAGCGGCCAGAUAUAUCUUCGGGCUUAGUAUCAACGAAUCGCUUCCCUUCAUUCGUCGAUGUACAUUUCCGUUCGUCCGCAUUAGGUUCUGACUGCGCUCUCACUCUUUUCGCGAGCGUAUCUUUUAUAGAAUAUAAUAUAAACGUAUAAGAUCCUUCUUUUUCUGAGAGCGCACGUAACAUUAAAUUAUCGCUGCUAGGACAGUUAGUUAGUUAAUCUGUAAAUCGGUAGCUUCGAAAGAUCACGCGAGUUCUUCAAAGAUAGCCCCGGUAGCUUUAGAAUGCUCGAGUUGGUGGAAAUUAAUAUCAUUAAAUAUCAUGUAAUAUACAUUAAUAUAAUUAAUAUUAUGUAAUAUAUAUUUAUAUAAUUAUAUAUAUAUAUUAUAAAUAUAUAUAUUUAUAUAAUAUAUAUUAUAAAUAUAUAUAUAUUUAUAUAAUAAUAUUAUUAUGUUAAUAUUGUUAUAUUAUUAAAUUAUUUAUCGGAUAAGCAAGGACAAAUUUUGUGUCGUUUAAAAUAUAUAAAAAAAGAAAAAUCUUUUUUUUAAUAAAAUUAGUCUUCUAUUAAAAUAAUUAAUCUCCUCUUGAAAAAAAAAAUGUCUUCUCCUUGUUGUAUAAUAUCGCUUCCAAUCAUUUUUUUCUUUAUUUUUUCUCGAUGAAAACCGACAUAUUCGUGUCUAAAGCUACCGGUGCCGCCGAGCGUAACAGGACAAUAUUACGUAUAUAUGAUUAUCGUAUUAUAGAAAGAUGUAAAACGAGAUAAUCCAACUAUAUUCUAUCUCUCUCGCUGUAAACUAGUAAGAUAUUCUUGUCGCAACUUCUUAUCGGCUCGCAUAAUUAAUGUAAAACCUUUCGGCCGCGUAAGAAUACAUACACUGUAUAUUGUUAGUAUUUAUAGAAUGGAUCUUAUAUAUUUAUCGAGAUUAAGACAGCCGAUCGGUCCGACGAGCUAAUAAAAAUUUUAUUCAUUCCGGAAACGAGAAAGAGGGAGAGGAAAAAAUGAAAAAUCCCUGUGUAUUGUAUUUCCAACAUAUUUUCAUCGCGAUCUAAUAGAGAUGUCUUCUUGUUGCUCCAAGGACGGCUCAUGCUUCUCAUGUUUGCCCCGAAAAAACGAAAGAAAAAAAGAACUCGAAGUUUCCACAGGGAGAAAUUUACUGUUAUUUAGUUUUAACGUAAUCUCAUCUAUGCUUGUAUAUGUAUCAUUGUAGUAUAUAUAUAUAUAUAUAUAUAUAUAUAUAUAUAUAUAUAUAUAUAUAUAGAGAGAGAGAGAGAGAGAGAGAGAGAGAGAGAAGAAAAAAGAAAAAUUCUGAAUUAUAAGACGAUAGUGAAUAAUUUAAAUUCAGAAUGCGAGAAUUAUUUCGAGACAAGCACAGACGUACAAACACCAGACGUACACGCUCAUACACGAUAUAUCGUGAUAUUAAUCAAAUGUCUCAAAAAUUAUUUAAGGAGAAAGAGAGAAGAAAGAAAAAGAGAGAGAGAAAGAGUCAUAUUAUAUUUUAUAAAAUUCAAAAUAUCUUUUUGCUCUAUAAUGUAAGAUAUAAGUUAUAAAAUUUAUUCCAAUACAUCUCUGCUUAUUCUUCUUCUUUUUCUUCUUUUUAUCAUACUAAAAAAAAAAAGAAAAAAUGUAUAGAUUUUUUUUGAACAUUCGAUUGCAAUUUUGUGAGUAACUGUAAGUAGAGGGACUAACUGUUGUCCAGUCGAUUCAUAUUAUACGAUGCGUUUGGUAAAAUUGAGACAAGUUCGUCAUCAAAAUCAUUUAUCUUGUGAUUGUAAUAAUGAUAUUACGCGAUGUAUGCGUGUAUGUAUGUAUAUGUGCGUACUGCGUGAUGUACUACUAUCGUUGAUUCGUGAUGCUGAUUAUUAAUAGCAGUGUUUGUACGAUGACCCGCCGAGUGUCAUCGUUAAAUCGGUUUCAAUAACAGGGCAGAGCGAUAUCUGUAUCGUAUGUGAGUGAGCGCGUAAUGACGAUAAUGCCUUCUCGUUGUACAAAUGUCGAGGAAAAGAUGAAGAGGAAGAGAGAAAACCACAAAAAUCGUAAUAUCACAAUAUCUUUCGCGGCAUAUAUUUACAUUAAGAUAUACACACACACAUAUAAAUCAGCAUAGUGUUUGCUGUAAUAAUAGACGAAAAAAAAAAUGAAAGAAUAUGCAUAGAGAUCCGUAGAUAAUGUGCAAAGAAGAUGAUAUAUAUAUAUACAUAUAUAUAUAUAUAUAUAUAUAUAUAUAUAUAUAUAUAUAUAUGUAUGUAUGUAUGUAUAAAUAUAUAUGGUCGUGUGUGUGCGACAUGCAAAAAGUAUAAUCGAGUGGUGACUAGAGUCGCGAUUUGGACGGGACUAAAAUAAAUCAAAUGAAUAGUUUAAUUAGCAUGAAUUAGCAAUUAAUAGCAUAUAAAUCUUAUAUAAAAAAUUCUCAUUUUAUUUUAUAUAUUUUUAAUUAAAUUACAUGUAUAUGUUUCAUACGGAAUGUCUCAAAAUCACGAGACGUCUUUUCGAAUCAAGCUACAAAGAAAGAAAUAUAAAGUAUAUAAAUAUAAUAAUAAUAUUUCUUUUAGCUUUCAAUUAAUUUUAAAUAAUUUUAGAAUUAGGUUCUAUAAUUACCAAGAUAUUUAAAGAAAAUAUAUUUGCGCGAAGAAAAUGAAAAAUUUACAACUAGUUAUAAAUUUAUCUUUAUUGUAAAUUUGGAAAACUUAUAUUCUAUGGUUCUGGUAAAAAUCCAACGUUCAUACAAAAACGCAAUCAAUAUGAUUGCGUUACUUAUUAUAGCUAUUAUUUUUAAAGCAUGCGCGUAAUCGUCGCAAUAUCGAUUUUUUCAUUACACCACAAUUGCAUGAAUAAGUGGAAAAAAUGGAAGCUUCUGCAGAAAUUCAUGCGGAAACUCAUUGUGUGUAGCAUCGGUCUCGUCCGAGUCGCACGACUGCAGUCGUCACGGCCGGCUACUUUCUCGUGCUUGGCGGCUGUCAAAAACAAGCGCGAAAUAUAUCACUAUCCUCCAUUCAAACAAUAACGAAAGGGACCGCUCUACUUUCUAUAGUGUACACGGCGUUUAAGGUAGCUUGCGACGAUUAUCAGAUUAGAAAGAUAUAUAAGAAGAUAAAGGCGGCGUUGUUUCUCCGAGCGUUUGGUGUUCAGAGCUGAAGAAAUCUUUACUUCCGUUUGUUUGCGACCAGCGUUAUUAGGGACGAGAAUGAGAGAGAACGGAUGUUAAAAAUGACAGAUACAUGUUUGUGCAUCGCGGUACUAUUUAUCGGGGAGUAAAAAAUCGAUCUAAUCUCGGAGAAUCUGAAUCUCGAUGUUGUAUAAUCAUCGCGAAAAUUUUAUUCUUAUCCUAUGUAUUUAGAGGAAUAUAUAAAUAAGACACACGCUGCAGCAUCGAAAUUUUAUUUCUUCAAGAUUACAUUCGGUCUUUUCAACUUUCGCUAUUUAUGCUUAAUGGUAUAUUUGUUACGCGCGCGUUAAGAAUUUUUAAUUAUUAAGGCUGCGCGCUCUGAGUUAAGUUUGGCAUGUUUCUCCCCCUCGCGACACAUGAAUAGCGGUCUUGAGAAUGGCGUGAGUGAUGCCGUGGAAGGAACACAUUCCAUGUUUUUCUCCAUUUUGCGGCGAUGCACAUUAUACGUUAAUUAAAUGAUUUUGCGAAUCAAACCUCCGA